Mustela erminea (ermine) is the source of this 3354-nucleotide messenger RNA. It is a transcript of the gene PTK6, whose product is annotated as protein tyrosine kinase 6. Gene Ontology annotation, biological process: cell differentiation; cell surface receptor protein tyrosine kinase signaling pathway; protein phosphorylation. Gene Ontology annotation, molecular function: non-membrane spanning protein tyrosine kinase activity; ATP binding; signaling receptor binding. Gene Ontology annotation, cellular component: extrinsic component of cytoplasmic side of plasma membrane. Lineage: Eukaryota; Metazoa; Chordata; Mammalia; Carnivora; Mustelidae. The record is from RefSeq and is a predicted model, not a curated record.
AUGUUGUCCGGCCGUGGAGAUUUGCUGGACAGAGAAGACCUGAGCCGGGGCCACGGCCCCCUGCCCACCCCUGCUGCCCGACUCCUCCUGGGGCCAACAGCCAGAGGCUCCCCAGUUUUUGGCAAAGCUCCCCCAUGGCCGACGCUGGGCUCCCAGGCCGAGGCGGCACGGGGCCGACACGGCACAGGCUGGGCAAACCUGCUGGCUGCGUGCAGACCCGAGUGCUCGGAAAACGUGCGGCGACGGACUCAGACCUGCAUCGUGCAUGGGCCUCGGCGCCCAGACCCGGAACAGCAGCUGCAGCGGAUGGGGAGGUCUACCAGCUGGUCCCUGGAAGCAGAGCUGACCCCCAUGUGGCCCAGGGCCCCGCCCCAGGGGACUCUGAUACCCCAGGGAGCAGGACCCCUGCGGGACCAAGCGGCCCACUCCAUCUCGGCAGGCGAGUGUGACGCGGGCCUGAGGGAAGGGGUGUGCCGGGCUCGGGACCAGUGGCGGUGCUCGCUGCGGUCCGUGGUGCACUCCUGGCUUGUCUGUCAGCCACAGGCCCAACAGAGAGCCCUGGACGUCUGCCCGGAGAGACACACCAAGGUCCUGGGCAUGAGCUCACGACCGGCCACAAGGGGUGCUGUGGGCGGCUCAGGAACCGGCUGUGAGGCCAGGAGGCCAGGAGGCCGGUCCUGCCGUGGCGUCCUGGGGCCAGGCUCCCCUGGGCCCCAGUAUGUGGGCCUCUGGGACUUCGAGGCCCGGAGGGAUGAGGAACUGACCUUCCGGGCGGGCCAGGAAGGAGGAGGGGCGGGGGCGGGCCGCGCGCUGGGUGCGGAGGGCAAGCCGCUGACCGAGGGCUGCGUGCCCCACAACUACCUGGCCGAGAAGGAGACGGUAGAGUCUGAGCUGUGGUUCUUUGGGCCCCUCUCCCGCUUGGAAGCGCAGCAUUGCCUGCAGGGAGGGCAGCGGGUGGCGGCCUCCCUGGUCAGGGUCGGCCAGAAGCCAGGCGCCGACUACUCUCUCUCAGUGAGGGACAGGCAGUCCAUGAGGCAUUACAGGGUCUGCCGGCUGCACCUCAGUGAGGCCGCGUCCUACCCCAGCCUGGCUGAGCUCCCGGGGCACCACAAAGGCCGGAGCCUGUCCCACGGGCUGCCGCUGACUGUGCCCCGCCGGACGCCCGAGCCCGAGCCCCCGCCGCACUGGGCAGACUGGCAGAGACCGCACGAGGAGUUCAGGCUCUGCAGGAAGCUGGGCUCUGGGUACUUCGGGGAGGUCUUCGAAGGGAUUUGGAAGGACCGGGUCCGAGUGGCCAUUAAGGUGAUCGCUCGAGACAACCUCCUGCACCAGCACACCUUCCAGGCGGAGAUCCAGGCCACGAAGAAGCUUCAGCACAAGCACAUCCUGGUGCUGUGUGCUGCGGCAUCCGUGGGGGACCGUUACAUCGUCCCGGAGCUCUUGGCCAAGGGGAGCCUGCUGGAGCUGCUGCAGGACUCCGAGAAGUCCCUGCCCGUCUCAGAGCUGGUGGACAUUGCCUCUCAGGUGGCCGAGGGCAUGUGCUUCCUGCAGUCACAGAACUACGUCCACCGGGACCUGGCCACCAGGAACAUCCUUGUGGGCGCCCACAACGUCUGCAAAGUGGGUGACUUUGGGCUAGCCAGGUUCAUCCAGCAGCUAGCAUGCCCCCGGGGCCACCAUGGCAGUCACAGACCGAACAAGUGCUCAUACGGGCACACUGAUGUCCGGUCCUUCGGGAUUCUCCUCCAGGAGACUUUCAGUCGGGGUCCGAUACCCUAUCCAGGCACGUCCAGCCACGAGGCCUUCCAGAGGGUAGAGUCGGGCUACCGCAUGCCCUGCCCCCCGGAGUGCCCGGCCGCCACCGCACACAAACUAAUGCUCUCAUGCUGGCACAGGGACCCCGAGCACCGGCCCUGCUUCCAAGCUGUGCGGGAGAAGCUCUCCAGUGUCAGCACGUACGAGAACCCGCUCUGAGGGGGACAGCCUCCCUGCCAGCGCCGCAGAAGGCCACCAGGCCAGGCCCCGUGAAGACGGGCCUAGUACUGUCCUGGACCUCCCAUCGGGAGGACAGGCCCACUGAAGGUGCCGGCAGUUCCAGAACUGGGCUGGACACUGGGGGGCCCGCCAUCUCCUGGGGCAGGGGAAGCCUGCCCUCCGCAGCCGGGGAGCGGAGGCUGCCCGUCCUCCUGUCUGCUCCUGGGACACCAGCUCCUGUCAAGUGCCAGGGCCCGCCAGGGUCAACUCCAACUCGAACUCAGGAAGCCUGACGACCCUCCUUUCUAAAGGGAGUGGUGCUGUUGCUGGUCCUGGACUAAAGACCCCUGCUCAGUCUGGACCUCCGCAGGUGGUGCCUGGGAGGGAUCUGGGCUUUGGCUAGGCUCACCCUAUGCCACCCGGCCCGUGCCCAUCUCCUGACUUGGGGGAAACACCGACUUCCCGGCACUCUGUAAAGAUGGGCUGUUUGCUGGUGGGGCACUGCUGUCUCCUGCCUGCGGCCAUGGCUACCAGCAGCUGCCCACACGAGCUCUGAGGGACUCAUCGGGACACCGGGGUGGCUGGCGACUGCUCUGGCUCAACUCUGGGGCACCUCUCGUACUCUGGGUCCGUCUGAAGAGGUGGGAAGGUGGACCUCCCCACCCAUCCUCCUGCCUGGACACAACAGGGGCAGACAGGACGGUGGCUGCAGCCCCAGGGCCCACGAGUUCCGCUGAUGCCUCGGCCUGGACCUGCACAGCUGUUUACAGCACACCCCGGGACAGACCGGCAGGAGGGGAGCCGGGCUCCCCUGACCUCACACUAAGCCCUUCUCCUAACCACCAGACCUGCGCCAAGCCCUGCUGGCCACUCAGCGAGUGUGGACACUGUCAGCCCACCAAGCAAGCCUGCCCAAGGAGGUGGGUGGAGGAUGGCCCAACGACAGCCUCCCCAGAUCCCUGGUUGGUCUGUCCAGAGCUGGGUUACCUGUGGCGAGACGGUCCCUCUGGAAUGCCCCCACACCCCUUACCACUCGGUGUUAAUUUCUGGUCUGUGUGUCGGGGGGGAGGGGGCGUCCUGACCAGAAUGUGUCCUACAACGGGCUGGAAGAGGCAGAACCGUUCUAGGAAGGCACCUGGAGAUAGCAUGGCCCAGUGGGCUGCUCCACACCAGCUGGGGCGGCCUUGGUCCUAUUCCCUUACUGCCCUCCUCGAGUCAAGGGCGGGGGGCACUAGGUCCCUCGCGCUGGGGGCUCCUGAACCCAGUGGCAGGGGCCAAGUCUGAGGACCGGAACCUCAGCGGCUGCCCUGGAGGCUUCUCCUCCGCACCCGGAACUGCCUGUGCCCCCAGGCUCUGGGGGAGCCCUCCCCGUCCACACUC